Messenger RNA from Prorocentrum cordatum, 1238 nucleotides. NCBI's taxonomy places the organism in Eukaryota, Dinophyceae, Prorocentrales, Prorocentraceae. The record is from the annotation of a GenBank genome assembly.
AUGGACCCACAGGUCGCGGCGAUCGCCCCGUCCAAGUACGGCCCGCUUCCCCACCCUGUGCAGGGGGCGGGGUGUGGUGAAGUAUAUUCGUUGCGGAUGGCGUUGCGAUCGCUCGAGGUCGGUGUUGUGGAGAUCGCCUCGGAUUGCCAGCUCGUGGUCGAUGUCUGGGCCAAGGGUCCCGAUCAGGACUUGGGCGGGCUGGCGUAUUCGGAAGUGUGGGUCCAAAUCUUUCAGGUUGCUCAGGACGAUGGGAUUGAAUCUAUCACCCUCCUCAAGGUGGCCGCCGCCUUCGUGGAGGCCGUGGGCGGCGUGGACUUCCCGGCGUCCUGCAGAGGGAGGCGGGAGGCGCUCGCCAACGAGGUCAUCAGGCGAGCAGUUCGAUUCGUCGAAGGGCCGCUGAUGCCGCUGAGCGUCAAGUGCCACCCAGCGAUGCCCCCGCGGCGGCCCUCGGGCGACUCGCUGGACGACCAGCUGCCCGAGGCAGAGAGGGCACGCCCCGACGAGGAGUGGGAGAGCCGACAGCAGACCCUGCGGGACUUGAAGGAGGCUGCGAGGCGCAUCGACGCGGCCCUCGUGGGCGGCGCGGGCCACCCCCGCACGAGCGCCAUGUGCGAAGGCGUGUGCUUCGGCCACUCCGACCACGGCGAGCUCGCCGGGUGCGAGCUCAGGGCAGCCCUGAUCCUGUGCCUCGACCUCUCAAUGUGGACGUCUGCGCUGUGCCCCGAGGACGCGCCCAAGGCGGAGCCACCAGCGCCGCCCAAGUUCACGAUGCCCUCGCUCAUGCUGACGGAGAUCGUGGACAUGCAGAGCGGCGCGGUGGGCUCGACGCCAGGUGCCCAGGCGUGGGAGGUGCUCAAGCCGCUGCUGGCACUCGACGGCCUGCCGGCCUCGUUGAGGCACCAGGUGGCCACGCUGCGCGCUCAGAGCGCCGACAUGCUGACGCGGGACAGGAGCGAGGCGAUAUCCCAGAGGUGGGCGCGCAUCAUCUCACAGGCGGUCGACGAGGCGGGCUUGGACGCGAGCUCGAGCGGAGUUCGGCGCAGGCCGUGGCGUGGCUCCUCCGCGCGCAGCGCCAGCGGAUGGGCCCGCUGCAACCGGCGGGAGCUCGGCGCCUUGGAGGCGUGGCCCCCGAAGCAGCAAAGGGCGUUCGGGUGCUUUCGCCCCUUCGGGCUAGCAGGUUUUGGAACAGAUCCUAGAGGUCCUGGCGGUCCAGUGGCCGUGUAGGGCGGGGCGCUGCG